AUUUCAAACACCGCCAUACGGCAUCUACAAGAAUAAUAAAUAGUAAAAUUAUAUCAAGAGCAAGAAACUAGAGUAGAUCCAUAUUCAGAGGCCGAAGGAAGUGCAUAUGACACUCGAACAACCGUUGAGGGCUCAGCUAUACAGCGUCCUUCGGUCAAGCGAUUCAAACGGGAUACUCUUUAAUCUACCCAUGUGGAAGGUGCGCCAGGUUUCGGAUGUCGAUGCGGAGACCCGAUCAGGUGGAGGCUGUAGGUGGGUCGUGAGGUUGUCAGAUCUGGGAUCCCCUGCGUGCACCGCCACCGAUAGAAGCUGCCGGAUGAAGGGGACCACCGCUAGAUCUGUAAACAAAUCAAAAUCAGCGAGCACCUAACAAGAUUUGUAGGAUAGAAUCGAGGGUCGUCAGAUCUGAAAUAUAUAAACUAUACAAGAACACAACGUAAAACAAAACAAUAAGAAAAAACAAGAAAACCAAAGGGGUUACUAAAAAGGAUCCAAAAGCCGACAGAUUCGAAAGGAUCAUUAGAGGAGGGAGCACAGGGAGGCUCCAACGUGCUUAAACAGCCGGGAAGGUCGACGGCUCAAACAUCAAAACUUUGGAAGCUUAAAAGCUUUUGAACAAAACCAAUGCAGCGCUGAAGAAGAGAGGCAGAAGCAUGAGAGGGUUUAUUAUUUUUAUAAACAAAUGAUUAAACGCAUGUAAAAGCA
Rubroshorea leprosula is the source of this 705-nucleotide messenger RNA. NCBI's taxonomy places the organism in Eukaryota, Viridiplantae, Streptophyta, Magnoliopsida, Malvales, Dipterocarpaceae. The record is from the annotation of a GenBank genome assembly.